CAAAUCUAUUACAUUUAUUGAGUUUUGUACAACAAAGAUAUGGCGCCAACGAACAAGAGGGUAAAAAAACCUGAAGCAGAAGAGAAACGAGCUAAAGAGGAAGAGGAGACGAUAGAUCACCAUACUGACAACGAUGAAAACGAUGAUCUGAACCUCGAAUCACAGAACCUUGAUUCGCCUGAUGAUAUGAGCGCAUUUCUCAACAUGAUGCAGACGAACUUAGCUCAGAAAACUGGUGCAAAGCGCAAGCGCUCAGAACAGUUUCUACACGCUUCGGUGAAAGUUAGUUCUAAGAAAAUGGAGGAUAUUGUCCAUCGGCAAGGGACAGAACGAAGGAAACUUCAAGAGCAAUAUCAAGUGCAGGUCGACACUUUGAUUCACACUUGGGAGGGUGAAAUAGAGAAAUCUAAGGAGAUGGAAGAAAAACUGGCCAAUACCUUUCGGACGCAACAGAAAUUCUACACUACUCUCCGAGUCAAUCAAGUAAAGAUACUAAACGACUUAAAGAAUCUUGCCAAGCAGUACAACACUGCAUCAGAAGAGUUAGAUAAACUUCACACAAACCAACAAGGCGAUUUACCUGGCGAGUUGAAACGUGAAGUUUCUAUGCUACACAAGAAAUUUUUGAUGGAGAGUCACAACGCUGAAGUUGCCAAAAUGAAGAAAAACAUGCAACAAAUCAUUUCUGCGUCCUUUUGAUAGAACCAUAAACUGACUGGCCGACUUAUAUUGAUAGACGAAAUGAAUAUCUCAAUUUUGACGAACGUUUCUUUAUUUUUGGGAACCAUAGCAAUGUUAAGACAAGAUUAAAAGAUUAAUUAUCAUUUUGUACAAUACUUUGUAUACACCAUAUAUAUAUAUAUACAUAUAUUCUGUCAGUGACAUUUAGUCUAGAGAGACAUAUUUUCAGCUAUUUUAAUAUUAUUUUCAUUGUUAAUAUUCAUAAUGUUUAAUUUGAAUUUUGUGUGUUGAAACAACUUUUUAGUGUUUAGUGUUUACGUUAAUAUAAACUCAUAUUUUAAUGAGAUCUAAUAAAUAAUUAUUAAAUCGACAAGGUUGACCUUUUAAAGAAUUAAUCAUCUAAAUUAACGUCGAAUUAGACUGCCAAUUUAAAUGCUUCUUGCCUGUUUAGCGUUUAUCGGUGAUUGUGGAGGUGUCUUCGCAUACAGAGUUAAAUCUUGCUUCCAAUCUAUGAGAGUAUAAGAGUACUUUAAAUAUUUAAUCUC
Messenger RNA from Bolinopsis microptera, 1226 nucleotides. Its product is annotated as synaptonemal complex protein 3-like. Gene Ontology annotation, cellular component: synaptonemal complex. The transcript has 6 exons. Gene Ontology annotation, biological process: meiotic cell cycle; spermatid development. The record is from RefSeq and is a predicted model, not a curated record. Lineage: Eukaryota; Metazoa; Ctenophora; Tentaculata; Lobata; Bolinopsidae. The coding region runs from base 40 to 699 and encodes 219 amino acids.